Molecule: messenger RNA, 2070 nt
Organism: Aureobasidium melanogenum CBS 110374
Lineage: Eukaryota; Fungi; Ascomycota; Dothideomycetes; Dothideales; Saccotheciaceae
Exons: 2
Coding region: 1-2070 (689 amino acids)
Source: RefSeq, a predicted model, not a curated record
AUGAAUGUGCAGAGCACGCAUGAAAAGCCGCUACCGGCACCGCCGUCGCCAACUCUCACAAACCCGGACAUGGUGCUGCCAAACACGUUCGUGCUGGAUGUGGUAGACGAGUCGGGGCACGAGACUGAAGUGCCGCCGUCGCCGUCGUACCUGCAGGCGCAAACGACCAAGACGCUGGGGAACAAGAGGAAGUCGCGACCGAGUCUCCGAGCUCCGUCGCAAUCGCCGCUGCACAGCUCUGGUUCCUCGCCAACCCUCAAUGUCGACAAUCAACCAUGGGACGACCGACGACUGAGUUAUGCCGCCAGCAGCAUCCUCACAGACGACCUUGAGCACAUGCAAAUCCCCAGAUUCGAGUCGAGCUUGGACUCGGAUACCGAGACGCUGGACGAGGACGACUUUGACAUUGACACGCCCAGCGAGUUGUCCUACGGCGACCUUCUGAAGACGGAGCAGUCCAAUGUCACCCUCAUGCGCGCCGAGCUCAUUCUCGCCAAUGCAAAGAAGCGCCUCAAUGCCAUGGACCAGAACCUACGAGGAGCCCGCGAGAUUGUCACUCCCCUGACAGCUGCCAACCUCAAGCGCGCCACCUCUCUCACCACCGGUCCCGUACGCAACACCUCCUUCUCGCGCCCUCGCUACCUUCCGCACAACCCUCACACCUCCAAUGCCCAGCACAUGCGUGUGCUCAGCGACUCGGAUGUCCAACAACCUGAAGAGCGCCGCUACAUGUCCUUGAACAUCAACUCGUCUCCCUCAUGGACGAACAACCCUGUCCGCCCGUCUCGCAGCUCCGAGCUAUUGCGCUACCCUCGCAGCCCGCUGAGCCCUGAUCCCCAGCUCGACACAGUCUCCGAAGAGCAGAGCGUACGAAGUCAGACAUCGGCACACAACUUGCGCGAGCAGAUGAUGCAACUGAGAGGCAGAAUCUCCACACUGAAAGAGAGGGCACAAGAGGAGAACAUGAGGAGAAGGAGCACGCAGAACUUGCGAGAGACCUGUCCUUUCAACGAUGCCGAAACCUCUCCCGUCAUCGCAGACUCGCCCAGACCGAGACUCGUCCACAUCACAAAGGCAAGCAACGUUCCAGGUGCUUGGGUGUCUGCCGAGACUAUUGACGACGAUGAUGAUCACGACUUUGUACCAGAGCAAGAGGUGGUAUAUGAGGAAGAUGAAGACGACGACAACUACACACUCCCGCACUCGGACUCAGGCAGCACAGAUCGCACCUCUACGCCGACCACAACAACAACCGACCACUCGAAUUCUACAAGCCUCUACGAGGAUGCGCCUGAAUCGUCUCCAUUUGUGUCCGGCCCCCGUCAUGAAGAUCGCGAUGACGCCUUUGACUACUCCAAGUUCUUCCUUCAUUCUGCGACGGGCAGUUUCGAGCCCAAUACCCCUACCCGCCCCGCCCGCAGCACUUCACUGAGCUCUUCCGACUCCUGCUUGACCGCUCGCGCGUACUCUGUCCACCAAGAUAUACCUACCACGGGUGCCGAAGACAACCAAGAAUCACAACCUCCGCCAACCCCUGAAACGCCAGAAGCACUGCGCCAUAUCGAAGAAGUCACACUCCCCUCCCGUAUGCAGCACCGACGAGGUCUGUCAGCCGAGUCUCUUGCUACGAUUGCUACCUUUGAGACUGCCGACGAAGGCCAUCAAGCCUCCAUCGCUCAAUGGCUUUCCCGCUCCACUUCUGCGGGUUCCAUCCACACCGAUCUGACGAAACCGCCCAGUCGAAGUCGAAGCCAUCCGUCCAUUCAAGCAGCUCUUCCAAGUCCUGCCCUGCCACCCACCUACACUCCAGCCUCUGCACAACAGGGCCAACAAUACAUCUCCAUCUCUCCUUCUGCCACCACUAUGGCUGUUGCCGCUCUACUUGAUCCUGCCAAAGGGCAGAGCUUGGGUAGUAAAGAUGAAGCUCUGGUCUACACUCUGGUCGAGAGCUUGCGAGAGGUGGUCGGAGAAUUGCAGCUUGGUGCUGGAGGUGAAGAGAGGAGAAGGUGGCUGAGGCGACGCCUUGAUGAAGCAAGGAGAGUUCUUGAGGGAGAAGAUCUCGAGAAAUGA